GGAUUUUUAAAAAAAUAUAUUUUAUCAUCACUCCGGCAGUUUUUCUUUUUUUAUUUCCCAGUCUUCAGUUGAUUUUUUCCUCUUUGUUGUUUCUCUUUUUGUUGUUUUUCUUCAUUGUUCGCCAGGAGCGCCACCAUCCUGUUCUGCCGGACAUGAGAGCUUCUUGCAGCGGAAUGAUUCACUUAUCCAACCCGCAUAUCUGAAGGUUGUUGGAAGAUAAAAAAAUAUUUUUUUUUUUCUACAUUUUCCCGCAGGACAGCUAAUCUGCAGAGCUUUGGGAUUUUUUUUUCCUCCUCUCCGUUUCUGAGACCAUCUUUCCUUCGCUGCGCAGCAUCUCUCUGUAGCGCAGAGAAAACGCGCAGCUCAACCUGCUCCCGUCCGUAAGAAAAAAGGCGUAUUUCCCCAUUCUUAAAGCGCUCUCGCUUUCACUCAGGGCUCAUCCGCACGGCUGCGCUGCGUAAAGAAAAGGAAAAAAAAAAAAAAAAACACGGGGAUUUAAGCGCAGACGCAGCUUAAGCAUCCAAGAGCGAUCUCGAAAAUGAUGGCCGGCGGAGCUGUACAGCAAAACGGCAUUUUCACAAAUCCUCACCAUCACAAUCAGCAACCGCACAUGGAGUCCGACCCACCGGAUUCGCGUAAAAGACCACUGGAGACCCCGACGGAGGCCAGCAGCACCAAGCGCACAAACACGGGAGUGGCCUUCCUGCAGCCCAUAUUUGAAACUGAAGGCAUUGUAUACCCUGAACAAGAAACUGAGACUCAUGAGGAAGGCGAGUACUUCCUGAAGGUUUUGAUUCCCAGCUAUGCUGCUGGUUCCAUCAUCGGGAAGGGAGGCCAGACCAUCGUUCAGCUGCAGAAAGAGACUGGAGCCACCAUCAAACUGUCAAAAUCCAAAGACUUCUACCCUGGCACGACAGAGCGGGUGUGUCUGAUUCAGGGGACGGUGGAGGCCCUGAACGGUGUGCAUGACUUUAUCGCUGAGAAGGUGAGGGAGAUGCCUCAGAGCACCCAGAAGACAGAACCAGUCAGCAUCCUGCAGCCUCAGACCACCGUCAACCCGGACCGCGUCAAACAGGCGAAGCUGAUUGUCCCCAACAGUACAGCUGGGCUUAUCAUUGGUAAAGGCGGCGCUACAGUCAAGGCAGUAAUGGAGCAGUCUGGAGCAUGGGUCCAACUAUCCCAGAAACCUGAGGGGAUCAACCUGCAGGAGCGUGUGGUCACCAUCAGUGGCGAGCCCGAGCAAAACCGUAAAGCUGUGGAGAUCAUCAUCCAGAAGAUUCAGGAAGAUCCACAGAGCUCCUCCUGCCUGAACAUCUCCUACUCAAACAUCACAGGGCCAGUGGCCAACUCUAAUCCCACUGGCUCUCCAUACGCCAACUCCACCGAGGUAAUGCCAGCAGCAGCGGCCGCUGCAGCAGCUACAGCCUCCUCUCUGCUUGGCCAGGCAGGCUUGGCAGGAGUUGGCGCCUUCCCAACCACCAUGUCCAGCUUCUCAGGCAACGACUUGCUCGCCAUCACCUCCGCUCUCAACACCUUGGCCAGUUACGGUUACAACACCAACUCUCUUGGCCUGGGGCUGAAUCCCGCGGCCGCUUCAGGGGUUUUAGCUGCUGUAGCAGCUAAUGCCAACCCGGCAGCAGCUGCUGCAGCCAAUUUGUUAGCAUCAUAUGCUAGCGAUGCAUCUACCAGUGCAGCUCAUCCCGCCGCAAGUCUUGGAGGCCUCUCUCUGGGAUCAUUGGCUGCUGCUACGGGAGCCACUAAUGGUUACUUGAGUGCAGCAUCCCCACUUAUGGCGUCGUCUCUUCUGGCGACGGAGAAGAUGGCAGAAGGAGCAAAGGAAGUGGUUGAGAUUGCCGUCCCAGAAAACCUUGUUGGAGCCAUCUUGGGGAAAGGAGGGAAGACACUAGUGGAGUACCAGGAGCUGACCGGAGCCAGGAUCCAGAUCUCCAAGAAAGGCGAGUUCAUCCCAGGAACCCGGAACAGGAAGGUGACCAUCACGGGAUCCCAGGCUGCCACACAGGCUGCACAGUACCUGAUCAGCCAGCGAAUCACCUACGAGCAGGGGGUACGCGCCACCAACCCACAGAAGGUGGGCUAAACCUGACAGCCGAUGAGAAAUGAGGAGGAAAAGAGGAAAAAAAGGAAUGGGGGCUUGGGGGAGGAGAGUAAAAAAAAAGUGAAAGGGAGAAUGGAAAAAGGAGAGGAGAGAACGAAUAUUGGAAGGAAUCGUUUGCGCCGUUUUCUUCUGCGUGUUUUCAGUAUUCUAUAUUAAAAAAAAAAAGUUUUUUGACUCAAAGCAAAAAUGUGCUGAGAAGACGAGGAGGGAGGAGAGCGAGUUCUUACGCUGAAAAACCAAGAAAAAAAUUUGUAAAAUGUAAAUAAGGUUUUAUUACUUAACGUCUUGACCUUUUGGGAAUUUUUAUUGUUUUGUUUUAUUGUUUUGUUUUGUUCAGUAAAUUAAGCUGUCUGUUUGUGUAUUGUGUGGACAGAGCUGAAUGCCAUUUAGACAGGCAGACUGCCUGAGAGGCUACAGAGUGCGGGGAGGGAGAGAGAUUCAGGUAUGGUGAGGUGGAGGGUUGGUGUUUACAGGGUACAACCCUCCUGAAUCCCACCGGGAUCCAAACCUUACCUAUCCCUUUCCCUCCAGCCCACAAACUGUACCCUCAAACAGGUUUUUCGUUUUUGUUGGAGGAAAUUUGCCCCCCGUCCAGCAGAACCCCACCCCCCACCCCCCUUGCUUCACCCUUCCCCUUUUUAACAGUUUGAAAAAGAACAAGAUUGCAAACUUUAGCCAAGUGUGUAAGGAAAGAAAUGUCCUCGCAUCCGCCCACCUAACUCUGCAUAUAUCUUCGCCUCCCUCAUUGGGACAACGGCGAAGGAAAAAGAGGGUGAGGGCACUUCUUUAUUUCACAUGCACCCUACAACCUGCAGGUGUGUAAAGGCACACACCUUCCUCCAAAUGUGGCGCUAGUGUUUCAGCACAUCCUGCUGACAAGAUGUAGUGCGACGCCUUAACCUGCCAACUCCGGCAAACACACAGGCUCGUCAGCAUCUCUAUAGUCUCCUAUAGUAAUAAUACUAACGAUUAUAUUGUCUUAUUACGACAGGAAUUAUCACUAUUGUCGCUAUUUAUUAAUAAUAUCGCCCGGAUAGAGCGCAGUCUUCUUUUUUAAUCUGUGAAUUCAGGUUGACAUGAAUGUAAAUGAGACUAUUGUUUUGGUUUAAAUCUUUUGUUUUCAUGUAAGUGGACUGAAGAGGAAUAGUAAUGUCAAAUAGUGUAAUAUAUGUCUUAUUUAUGUCUAGUAAGGGAGCAGCCCCUGGCAGUAAGAUCCUUAGAGCGAUAUAUCCAGUCAAAGAGCAGAACAGGGAAUGCACACACUUACCAACACAUGCACACACGCAUGCACACGCUGAAAGGAAACAAUACAAUGCCGUAUUUGGUGCUACAAAAGGGAAUUCAUCAUAUCUUUGGAGCCAGUAAGAUUUCUAGUUUAGCAGGAACCACUCCCACCACAGACUGCAGUGCAGCUAUAGUAACCCUAAAUACCUGUUUAUCCUGCUCAGCUACUCCUUCUCAUGCUGCGAAAUAUCACUGCUGUAUGUAGCUGUAGUGAAAUGUUGCAGGCUACCCUCAGUGCAAAACUGCAACUAAAAACGAAUGAAGAUGAGCCGUUGAUUUUAGACUCAGUCUCGGUUGAACUGCUGCUUUUCAGCCUGUGGUCUUCCAACCCCCCUUAGUUUAACCUCCAAACCACAGACUAGAUCAAGAUAGAGCACUUAAGAUUAACAGCAUACUACUGAGAAAACACAACCGUUGAGUAGAAAACGAAAAACACUGAAAUGUUACGAGGGAGCGUCAUUUGUCUGGGGUACACUGCUAAAUCUGCCAGCCUUGCGUGCAGAUUUGCUCUUCAAAGGCAGCAUGCAUAUCAGUGAAAGAGAUGAAUAACCCCACCGAUACUCGCCCUUAUCAAGGAACCGUCCAACUGCCACAAGGUAAAGAGCAGAUUCGAAAUUUUCAACACACAUCCAGGGAGCAGAGCUCCUUAUCGUUUACUGCCCAAUGUAGACCCACAAGGCUGCUGAAGAUGCUGUUGUUUUAUUGUGUUGAAUAUAUUUUGUUUGUGUUGUUUUUUUUUUUUUUUUACAAUCGGAGUACACUGAAUUUUUUUUUGUCUUAAUGCACUGUGAAGCUAGAGAGCAGUUUCCCCGACCUACGAGGUCAGGGAUGUGUGCUGCAGAUGGCAUCAUGACUGGCAGGGAAAAAAACAAACAAAAAUCCACAUAUAUCAAAUAUAUGUAGAAUGCAUAUGAAGAACUUGAUGACAAAGCAUGUCGUAUCUGAAUUCUGAAGGCGUAGGAAGAGACUAGGUCGAUGAAGAAGAUCAAUCAGUUGAGGUUUAGGUCAGCUCCUUUCUCCUUGAGAUCAGAGGGCAGGGUGUUGGGGAAGAGUUGGGUUUCCAGCAGCAGGUUAAGAAGACUGGAUCAAAUUUAAUUUUUUUUUAAAUGCAGCUCAGUGUUAUACAUCCAAUAGGCUAAUCCCUGGAAGAAUAAAAGGUCUGAACAAGAGUUCAGACAGAAUGUAAAAUGCUAAUACUGAGGAGGGGGGUGUUUGAUUUUUCUUUUACCCAAACAACGAGGUCAGGGAAAUUAAACUUCAUUUUUUUAGAUAAAAAAAAAAAAGAAAAGCAACAAUUGGAUCCCGAAUCAGACAUAUUGCUAUCGAAGGUCAUUCUCUGUUGGAGCGCCAGUGAGGGUUUAAUCUCCACAACUUGGUAAGGAGGCUUCUUUACUCCCAUCUAACACCAUCCACUCUCCUCACCCCUCCCACUCGUCCUCAGUUUUCCAGUGCACUCCCAUUCUUACACCCCCUUCUCCUCCUAACACAUCGCUCCAUGGGUGACUAUGUCUGGUGUUUUCGAUCGAUGCAUGUCUGCUGCUUGCCCCAGCAAAUGCCUCAGAUUGAGUCUGUCCUCCUGUGGGCUGCAGAGGACCACCUCUAAGGAGGAAGUGAGAGCUGGCAGGACGCAGUGCAAGAAAACUGUCCACUUUAAAUCAACGCAUUUUUCUUUGUGACUCUCAAGACAAGUAUUGUUAAGUUGGAUUCCCAUAUUGCUAAAACACAUAUCAAGAGGUAGUAUUUGAAGUUUGUCAGGGGUUUGACUGGAUUUUGAUGGUAAAUAGUAUUGUAAAAAAGCGCGUAGGUGGAAUGUGCGCUCCCAUUCUACAUCGAACAUAUACUGUGCUUCAUUUGUCAAGCUAAGAUAGCUUGUGGAACUUGUUUAUUCCGCCGUAGAAUCAAGUCACUUUAAGGCAUAUUUCUAAUUUUUAAAAGUCCAAGGCAGAUAAAUAAAAAAAAAAACAUCUGUAAAACUUAAAGGUGAAAUAUGCAGAAAGCAUGCAUGCAGCACGGUAUAGUAUUGUUCAAGAAGGGAAGUGCUUUAACAGUAUAUAGACCUAAGAAGGCAUUGAUUAAUGUGAGAAGGAGUUAUAUUUCAUAUCAUUGAUCAAACUUUAAAAUAUUCUUUUAGCUAUCUCAACAUUAGGAGACUAAAAUGAAAAUGUGACAAGUACUGGAAGCAAUACUCGUUUCGGCAUAUCGUGUUGUCCCGUCCUCUGUCUGCCGUGUAGGAGCUUUUAGGUUUAGAUGUUGGAUAGGUUUACUGAUGUACAUCUCUUUUUUUUUUUAUUCGUGGAAAUGCUGCUAUUUAAUAAUAACUGAUGUACUAAGACGACAAGUUUAAAACAUAUCGGAACCUGUCCUUUAGCUGGAGCAGCUAGUUUUAGGGGGCAGUGUUAAAUACCGCUCUGGUAGAUGCUGACAAUAAGUUAAUUUUGUGCCAAAAUAUGUCUUGAAGGAGCUAAAACUCUUAACAUGUUAAGUCAAAACACUCAUUAGCUAAGAAGAGACCUCCUUUUAUAUUAAGAAAAUGUGAAAAGUGCCAAAUGAACCAUAUUUAUAGUAAGGGUGAGGUUCCCGUAGACGUUUUUAAGAAAUAGACGUAAAGACGAAGCACCUCAAUAUAUCUUUGCGUUAAAGUCCUAUUUUGUCCUUCCUGCUCAAGAAGGGGCCGCCAUGUCAGUGUUAGCCGAUCCUCUGGGAAAUGCACUCCCAGAAUGCAACAGCACUACAACUCUGGGGCUCGACUGAUCAAUAUAGCGAUAGGUUAGCAUCAUCAUGCUAAAGAAAAAUGUGACUAAGAUAGCAUUCUUAAAUACAACCUUUUAUAGUUACAUCAAAAAAUAAAAUGUAUUUUGUGGAAAUAGAUGUUAUCUUUUUUGCACGUCUAUAUUGCAUGAUAUCAAAGUGAAGCGUGAACAAAAAAAAGGUAAAAAAAAAUCUAACAAAAACAAAUUAAUAAAAAAAUAGGCAGUGUGUGUUGUUGAUUUUCUGAAACAAAUCUCUGCAUGUCGAUAAGGGUAGAGCAUUUUGAUAUUGUUUCACAUGCGUUCAAACUGUUGUUAUUCCAUGCAGUUGCGUUAAACCUGCCAAAUGUCUGUGCUACAGGUUUGAUUUUGUCGUUACAAAAGAAAAGCCUUUUUUUUUUUUUGUUUAAAUUGACUAAACCUUUGCAGGAGGGAUAUGAACAAAGCUCUUAAACUAUUUUUUUUUCGUUUGCGAGCUCGGAAUAAAACAUUUUUUAAGUGCACAUAAACAAAUCUAUAUAUUUCUUAGGAUUUAGUGUAAAAUCUAGACGGAGAUUGUUCACGAAUGUUCUCUUCAUUUCAUUAACUUCACUUUCUUUGACAACUCGUGCUGCAGGAGCUUUUCAUGUUUUUCUCUGUGGGUUUUUUUAUUCUAACAUUACUAACCUGUAGAUGCACUCUGUCGUGUGUUUUUUUAUACCCCCUCGCUUGAUCUCUGGCUUGUCUUGGCAUUGAUGCAUUUGGUUGAUCUGGAGCAUCUGAACCAACCAGUUAAACCAGUUCAGAAAUAAUCCAGGUACGCCGAGGUAGAAGGAGAUAAAAACCUCCUUUUUGCCACCUGUUUAGGUCUUCCUCUGGUGAAGAACUCAGGAGGGUUUGUGUUUUUACUUGGGAUGCACUGAUCCGGUCAACGGAUCCUAAUGAUUUUCAUAUGAUCCCCCUUUCAAAGGUUAUGGCAGAGAUGAUUUAGGUUUGAUUGGAUGCCA
Messenger RNA from Cyprinodon variegatus (sheepshead minnow), 7133 nucleotides. RefSeq names its product RNA-binding protein Nova-1-like. Gene Ontology annotation, cellular component: cytoplasm; nucleus. Gene Ontology annotation, molecular function: mRNA binding. NCBI's taxonomy places the organism in Eukaryota, Metazoa, Chordata, Actinopteri, Cyprinodontiformes, Cyprinodontidae. Gene Ontology annotation, biological process: mRNA splicing, via spliceosome; regulation of alternative mRNA splicing, via spliceosome. Bases 539 to 2098 code for a protein of 519 amino acids. The record is from RefSeq and is a predicted model, not a curated record. The transcript has 5 exons.